Molecule: messenger RNA, 2553 nt
Organism: Manduca sexta (tobacco hornworm)
Lineage: Eukaryota; Metazoa; Arthropoda; Insecta; Lepidoptera; Sphingidae
Product: plexin A3
Exons: 2
Coding region: 417-2414 (665 amino acids)
Biological process (GO): regulation of GTPase activity; regulation of cell shape; motor neuron axon guidance
Cellular component (GO): semaphorin receptor complex
Molecular function (GO): protein binding; semaphorin receptor activity
Source: RefSeq, a predicted model, not a curated record
GUUUGUUGCGGUCAUUCAACGACUCCAUUUCGGCGCCAAGGUUCAAUCACCUCGUUGUAGAUCGCAACACGGGCCGCGUGUACGUCGGCGCAGUCAACAGGAUCUACCAGCUGUCGCCCGAUCUGGAGGUCGCUCAGUGGAUCGUCACGGGCCCCGUCAACGACUCUGCUCUAUGUGCCUUCGAUUGCCCUUCGAACUAUAUUAAGAAACCCACGGACAAUGUGAACAAGGCUUUGGUGAUCGAUUACGCGAGUAGUCGUCUCAUCACGUGCGGUUCUGUGCUUCAAGGUCUUUGUUCCGUACGAAAUCUAAACAACAUCUCGGAUGAUGUGCGCGAAGUCGGUAAGCCCGUCGUGGCAAACGAUGCGACAGCUUCGACAGUGGCAUUCAUCGCCCCAGGUCCCCCUAAUCCUCCAAUGACACAAGUUAUGUACGUGGGGGUCACCUUCACGAACAACUCACCAUAUCGCUCCGAAGUUCCUAUAGUGAGCAGUCGUUCCCUCGAUGAUGAUCGUCUGUUCAUGAUAGCCCGGAGUGAAGUAGAUACAGGUACUCAAAUGUUCGUCAAUUCUCUAUCUCGGGAGCGAUACCUUAUAAAUUAUGUAUAUGGGUUUAGCUCGGACGGAUUCAGCUACUUUUUGACGACUCAAUUAAGGGGUGUGGGAUCAGAGACAUUCUACAGCAAAUUAGUUCGAGUAUGUCAAGACGAUGAGGAUUACUACUCUUAUACCGAGAUUCCCAUAUUCUGCACCGGGGAAGGCGAGGCAGGCGGCAAUUUUGAAUACAAUCUAGUUCAAGCAGCAUUUGUAGGAAAAGCAGGUUCCGUACUCGCCGCAGAGUUGGGAAUAACCGCUCAGCAUGAUGUGCUUUUUGCUGCAUUCAGCCAAAGUGAGUCUAUAAACACGAACACGCCAUCUAAUCUCUCUGCGCUCUGUGUGUAUUCGCUCAAAGCUAUUCGGCGUAAGUUUAUGCUUAACAUAAAAAAUUGCUUCAGUGGUAAUGGCCCUCGAGGCUUAGAUUUUAUAUCGCCAUCCUACCACUGUAUUUCUACAAGAAUGCGGGCUAUUAGUGAAGAAUUUUGUGGGUUACCUGUUAAUACACCGCUGGGAGGCGAAAAUCCAGUGGAAACGAAGGCUGUAGUUAUAUUCAAGAAGAGGCUGACCGCAGUCACCGCAACUGCCAUCGUUGACAACACGGUGGUAUUUGCGGGUACGGCGCAAGGCCAUCUCAAAAAAUUUUUAGUAAAGGACGCCUUCUCCGCCAUCGAAUACGGUGACAUUAUAGUCGAUGAAGGCUUCCCAAUUAACAAGGACUUGGUCUUUGAUACCCAGCAGAUGCAUUUAUACGUAAUGACUGAACGCAAAGUGUCUAAAGUAAAAGUUCAUCAAUGCAGCGAGCACAAAAAUUGUAUUUCAUGCGUCGCAGUCAGAGACCCUUAUUGUGAAUGGUGCGAGAACGAAAAGAAGUGCGGUCCACGAACACAAUGUAUAUUAUUUGACGUCAAUAACACACACUGCAGUUAUAAUGUUCACGAUACACCAGUAGGACGCACUACUGAAUCACCUCUUCGUCUAAUGGUCGAGAACAUACCGAGCGGUGAAGUCGAACUGUUGUGUGUGUACACACUGCCAACCCUCACUAUAGUACUGAACGCAACACGACAUGAAUACGGCGUGGAUUGCCUCACGCCUGACUCGGAGAAGCUGCCUCGGGCCCCCGUCGGCCUACAUGAAUACACUGUCAAGUUAUCACUGGCCACUAUUAAAGGCUCUGAGCUCGCAGCGACCAAAAUCACGAUUUUUGCUUGCAGCUCAUAUGUUUCUUGCACCCAAUGUACUAACUCUCCCUAUAACUGUAACUGGGACUUAGUUGAUUCCAUUUGCAUCGAUGCUGCUGGUCAGGAUAACACCAUGAUUGUUUCUAACACAGUUUCAAUCGAACAAGAUAAAAAAAUGACUGUCGUAUGUCCGAAAUUAUUAGCUCCCCAACGAAUAUGGGUACCAGCAGGGAUCAAAGUAAAUGUAAAAGUUAAAGUUCAAGGCAUAAGGCCGAACAUGACUGGCAAGUUAUAUUGUUUAUUUAAAGUUGAAGCUAGGACGAUGGCAGUUGCGGGGAAUUUCCACGACAAUGUCGUACGCUGCGACGAUGCAAUAUUGAAUUACGAAAGCAGUGCGCCAAUGAUGAGCGCUUCUCUCACUAUCGCGUGGGAUGAGUGGAAACGGUUAGACAACCCUCAAGGAGUGCAUCUCAAGAUAUACAAAUGUGCGGUAAUGGCGUCCGACGAACGUUCGUGCCAUUUAUUACCUAAGACAUAUAAGUGCAAAUGGACCACGAAAGGGACCUGCGAGCAUCAAAUAACUCGAGUGAAUGACUCUGAAACACUUACAACUAUUGACAGUGUCGAAUUGCGGUGAAAAGCAAACAAAAUGAAAUUUGAGGAUCAUGUUUAGUUUUAAGAUAUUAAAUUAAUAUAAUAUAUGAUAUAUAGCUUUUUAUCUUUAAUGACGCGACAGUGUCUACCGACGGACUAUAUUAUAUCUAGGCUAAAUCAAU